This is a messenger RNA of Uloborus diversus, 513 nucleotides long. RefSeq names its product N-acetyltransferase ESCO1-like (gene eco). Gene Ontology annotation, cellular component: nucleus; chromatin. Lineage: Eukaryota; Metazoa; Arthropoda; Arachnida; Araneae; Uloboridae. The record is from RefSeq and is a predicted model, not a curated record. Gene Ontology annotation, biological process: mitotic sister chromatid cohesion. The transcript has 4 exons. Bases 1 to 513 code for a protein of 170 amino acids. Gene Ontology annotation, molecular function: protein-lysine-acetyltransferase activity.
AUGACUCAGAUUUCAGAAGGUGCAGAGAGGGCUAGAAAUAAUAUUGAAGCGAUGAAGUACUUGAAAGGGCAAUCAUGUCCCAUAGCUAGCCUGGAUUUAGGGAUUACUACUGGCAUUCCGCCACGAUCUGAUGUUGUUUUUGUGAUCUUUGUUUCUACUGAAAAACAAGUAGCUGGUUGUGUGGUAGCAGAGCCAAUCAAAUCUGCUUAUCCUGUUGUAUUUGAUGAAUCCAGAAAUAAUUCUGAAGCCAAUUCACAAAAAGUUAGGAAGGUGGAAAGUUGGUACUCAAGCUCAAAAGCUGUUCCUGCAUUUUGUGGAAUUAAUCGAAUAUGGGUAGCUAGUGAAUUUCGUCGUCAAAAAGUUGCAUCACGUAUGAUUGAUUGCUUAAGGUGCAAUUUCAUUUAUGGACAUGUUGUAGAACUUAAAGAACUGGCAUUCACUGAUCCCACUAUUGCUGGAAGAGAUUUUGCUGCUGCUUAUACAAAAACAGACCAUUUUCUUGUCUACAAAUAA